AUGAAUUCGUACGGCUCGCCACCCACGGUUAUCCAUGCGGGUGAUGCGCAGAAGGACGAGCUCGCCGCGUGGUACAUGAAGAAGAAGAGCAUCGACGGCUGGCUGCUGGUGAAGCCGGUCGGGUCGGGCGCAAACGGACUGGCGUUUCUGUGCGUUCGGCCCGCGAGCAAGCAGAGGGGCGUCAUCAAGGUCGGGCUGUCGGCACACGGCUCACAGUCCAUCUUGUGGGAGAUCAGCGUGUUCAAGAAGAUGCAAGAUGCGGCAAACAACGAGGAGCGGACCCGACACGUCGCGCGCAUGUUCGGAAAUGGGGUCGUGCAGGGGCAAGACGGGCACCCCGCUGCCUACGUCGUCGUGGAGUUCCUCCCCGAAGAGCUGCUGAAGGCCAUCUACGACAUGCACUACGUCGGCUUUCUCCACCGCGACCUGAAGCCCGAGAACAUGGGCGUGGAUCCCGUGGGCGUCCUCGUGCUGUACGACAUGGGCAUGGCGCGCAGCUGUCGGGAUGCUUUGGGGAGGAUGCGAGAGCCCCGCAGCUUCGUGGGGACGCGCGGCACCGAGGAGUGGGCCAGCCUGCACGCCGAGCUGGGCAGAGACCAGACCUACCUAGACGACCUGUGGGGAUGGCUCUACACCGUCACCGAAUUCGUCAACUCGCAAGCAGCCACCCAACAGCCAUGGAUGGCCUUCGAUGAUGGGCCCACCAUGCGUCGCUUCAUGAAAACCCCGCUCAGCAGGGCGUCGAUCACGUUGAGCGACAUGCCGCCGCAUUUUGCAAAAAUCUGGCUCUACCUUCACGCACUGGGAUCGCGGGAUUCACCGGACUACUUUUACAUUGGCGUAAUUAUGAACGAGGCGCGGAACAUCCAGAAGCGCCGCCGCAUGACCAACCUCGCCGAAGAGGCCUUCUUCAAGCACCAAGCCUUCCUCGAGAAGCAAUACUUU
This is a messenger RNA of Mesorhabditis spiculigera, 945 nucleotides long. The record is from the annotation of a GenBank genome assembly. Lineage: Eukaryota; Metazoa; Nematoda; Chromadorea; Rhabditida; Rhabditidae.